This is a messenger RNA of Fimicolochytrium jonesii, 2193 nucleotides long. RefSeq names its product calponin domain-containing protein. The record is from RefSeq and is a predicted model, not a curated record. Gene Ontology annotation, cellular component: actin filament bundle; cytoplasm; actin filament. The transcript has 3 exons. NCBI's taxonomy places the organism in Eukaryota, Fungi, Chytridiomycota, Chytridiomycetes, Spizellomycetales, Powellomycetaceae. The coding region runs from base 299 to 2002 and encodes 567 amino acids. Gene Ontology annotation, molecular function: actin filament binding. Gene Ontology annotation, biological process: actin filament bundle assembly; actin filament network formation.
CCCACACAAUUGAGGAAGAAGCUUCUUCGUUUUCUAGAAACCCCACGUGGGCAAUCCCCCUCUGAGGGUUCUCCGUCGAUGAAUAAGGCGCCUUGUCCAUGUACACAACCAAAUGCUGGUUGGAGAGACCGCUAUUGUUGAGGAGGUAGCAACUGGAAAACGAUAAAAGGGACCUGCCAGUGGACACUUCGCACCCCAAUCAACUCACUUUUCCUUCUACUCUUCACGGUUCCGAGUUUGCCAAACCACAGACGGAACUUCGUUAUACCCACUAAUCAUCAUCUCAACACCCUCAACCAUGGCACAUCAAUAUCAGGACGUUGCGUUGUCUCCUGUCGCGAAUCAGAAGGAAGGCAUGGAGAGGGAAAUCGAUGCGUAUGCUGAACAUAUUCGAAACAUGCUAGCAGACGUCGAGGCGCUCAGGCCGAAGUACAUCCCAAUCACAAAGGACAACUUCUUCGAGAAUCUUCAAGACGGGGCCGUGCUCGCAUACAUUGUGAACACUAUCAAGCCCAAAACCAUCAACAUCGCAAAGAUCAACACCUCUAUCGACCCGGCGCAUUUGAACUCCUCCGCUGCAACCAAGGGCAACACGAGCGCGACACCGGAGCAGACAAAGGGGCUCUUUGAAGCUACCAACAACCUGAACAUAGUGAUUGAAGCCGCCAAAAACGUCGCGGUGGUGGUGAACGUCGCCGCGGAAGAUUUCCUGCGCAAAAAGCCUGAUCUUGUCCUCGGAAUCAUCUGGCAGCUUAUUCGCGCACAUCUCCUCAGCGAUAUCAAUGUGCCUUCCCAUCCGGAACUGAUCAGGCUGCUGCAGCCAGGUGAGAGUCUGACGCAGCUGAUGGCGUUCACGAACGAGCAGCUGUUGUUGAGGUGGUUCAACUACCACCUCGAAAGGGCCGGGACGGAUAAACGAGUCGCGAACUUUGGGAAGGAUGUUUCGGAUAGUCAUGCGUACAUGCUGCUUCUCCAGCAAGUCGCCCCGACAAACAAGCGCAAUACCAUCGUGGACGCCCUGAACGCCGCGUUCGCGCUGCCUGCAGAUGACAAGGAGGCCCGCGCACGAGCCCUGCUGGACGCCGCGGAGACACUAGGUUGCCGUCGCUUCGUAACCGCCUCCGACGUCGCGCACGGCCACGCACGUCUUAACCUCGCCUUCGCCGCAACCAUCUUCGACCGGCACAUCGGCAUCCACCUCCCGAGCGAAGAAGAAGCCCGAGCCCUCCUCGACCGCAACAUGACCCUCGAAGCCGACAACGCCAUCCUCCGCUCCAAAGUCAUCGAGCUGGAAAAAUCCGUGUUUGCGCUCUCCCAGGAAGUCGACGUGCAGAAGAACUUGUACGAGGAUACGGUCCGCUCCUUUGAAUCAAAACUGGCCACCGACACCACCACCUUCCAGCACUCGAUGGAGGAGCUGCGGGCGACACAGUCGAAGGAAUCGGAGAGCCACGCGUCGACUAUUUCCCAGCUGCAGAACCGGUUCGAGGCGCUCAAGCAGGACCAGGCGCGGGCGGAGACGAGCCAGAACGUGUAUCGCCAGCUCGUGUCGGAUCGGUUGGGGGCUGUGCGGUCGAUGCUACAGGAUCAUAUCGUUGCCGUGCGUCAGGAAGGCAGUCUGGCGGCGAAAUUGGGGUCGCAGUUGGGUGUUGUGGCGAGCCCAACACGUCAUGAUGCGCCGCCGUUGCCGCUGGCCGUUAAGGAGGCGAAGACGAUGGAGGAUGAGCUGGAGUUUUUGUCGGAGGAUUUAAAGUCGUUUGUUAAGGAGGUGUUGGAUGAAAAUAAGGAGCAGAAGAAGAUUAUUACGGUGCUUGCGACCAGGGCUGAGCAGCAUGAGAAGAUCAACUCCCUAAUGGGCGAAAAGAUCAAAUCCUACACCGAGCACGUCAUUGCGCUCAACCCGGUAAAGGAAAAGAAGCAUCACCACCACCACAAGGAGGAGAAGCAUAAGGAGGAGAAAGGCAAAAAGGAGGACCGGGAAUUCGUGAAGCUCAAGUCAUAAACGCUUCGGUUCCCUGAUGGCCACUAUUUACGAACACUGGGCCUAUUCCGUUUUCAUGACAGACUGCCACGUUGUCUUUUCCGUUUCGGUUUCAUUUUUUGGUCGGAGCACGUUAGUUGCACUUUUUUGGUUACUAUAUGGAUUGGCAUUUUGCGUGUCGCGCGAAAUAUAAUACCCACUGUUACCGCGGA